Messenger RNA from Betta splendens (Siamese fighting fish), 2752 nucleotides. RefSeq names its product stum, mechanosensory transduction mediator homolog (gene stum). NCBI's taxonomy places the organism in Eukaryota, Metazoa, Chordata, Actinopteri, Anabantiformes, Osphronemidae. The record is from RefSeq and is a predicted model, not a curated record. The transcript has 4 exons. Bases 590 to 1027 code for a protein of 145 amino acids.
GUAGUAGAAAAAGGGGGGAGUAGUGAGCACUUUCUCCUCUCUGUCUUAGAGAGGUGUGUGGGUUGAGCGUGAUUUUACAGGAGAGAGAGAAAGAAAGAGAGAAAGAAAGAAAGAAAGAAAGAAAGAAAGAAAGAAAGAAAGAAAGAAAGAAAGAAAGAAAGAAAGAAAGAAAGAAAGAAAGAAAGAAAGAAAGAAAGAAAGAAAGAAAGAAAGAAAGAAAGAAAGAAAGAAAGAAAGAAAGACAUUUAUUUCUAAAAGGAUUUUUCUGAAGAACCGUCUCUGAUCCAACGUUACUGAAUGGAAACAAACAGCAGAUUCUCUGACCUCACAGUCACUUUGACCAAUAGGGACUUUUAAAGAAAGUCAUCAAACCUAAAGACAUGCUCCUUCUCUCCUCCAGCAUGUUCCUUGGAAACGUGUCAUGGACCUGAGGUGACUCUGUGGAGACUCCGGACUCUCUACUAUCUACACAUCCAGUCAGCCGGCCGACGCUGAUCAUCACAUCCGUCGCCACCGCUUGAUCGCUUUUCUCCAGAGCACCGAGAGGCUAAAAUCGCCAACUACUCCCGAGUCGAAGGAACGACGAGCGAUGGCACAAAAGGAGGGAGCGUCGGAGCAGGGCCGCGUGAGGACGGGCGAGAGUCUGGGGGCCAAAGCCGUGACCGGAGCCUCGGCGGCGGGUGGAGGGGUGGUGGUGGAGGUCCGGGAGAAGAAGGGACCCCUGCGGGCGGCCAUACCCACAAUGCCGUUCCCUCUGGCUGUCGUGUGUCUGUUCCUGAACACCUUCAUACCUGGACUGGGUACCUUCAUCUCGGCCUUCACGGUGCUGUGCGGCGCGCGCAGCGAGCUGGUGUCGGAGCGCGGCGUGUGCUGCGUGUUCUGGCUCAACGUGGCGGCGGCGCUCAUCCAGAUCCUGACGGCCGUCAUCAUGGUGGGCUGGAUCAUGAGCAUCUUCUGGGGCAUGGACAUGGUCAUCCUGGCGAUUUCUGACGGCUGCAGAGACCAGGGAAUCCCCCAAGACGUCUGAGAGACGCCGUGUACAUGUUAGGUGAUGGGUCACAUGGACAGUUUGACCUCUUUACCCCCCCCCACCCCCCACCCCCACCCUAAAACCCCCGACGGUGUCCUGCAGCUGACGGCAGCAUCGAGUGACUGCGAUGCCUGAAAAUGUUUGGCUGUCGGCUGUGGACGGAUCAGGUUCAUCUAGAAAUAAAAGGGGGAGAAAGAAACGUAAACAGUGCGGUCCCAAUGGAUGAUGGGAAUAAAAAGAGCACAUGUCUCCAAGUCGCUGGGUGAAAAUGUUUGGUGAAUGAAUAAUGUUUUUAAUUAUAUUAGAUUUGACCUCCUCAUCUAUUUCAUAUAAAGCAGCCAAAACAUUACAACCAACUCCCAGUUUACAACAUCCAGUAACAAACCAGUUUAUAAAACACAAUGUCAGCCAGACAGAUGUUUACCCAGCAUGCAUCAGUGUACACCUUAAAGUCUGUGAGUCUUCGCUGCCACAGAACCGGUGGUUCCGUCUGUUAAAUGCACAAAUCAGCAUCUGACAUAUUUUAGCCCGUGGUGAAAUAUUGCCAGUGACUGUUCAAGCAUUGAGGACCACCCUGUCUCCGUCUCUCACAUUGUGACUGAGACAGUCGGAGUGAUGUCGCUAGAUCCAAAAGCAGCUUUUGAAUAAUUGGCACUUUGAUGACAGUGACUGUAAGUGUGUAAAGCAGCCACCCCCAGAAUCAAACCCAGCUGUGUAUAUCAACAUGUAUGUUUCUGAUUGGUUGUGCAAUAUGGACAUAUGUAUAUAUAUAUUCUGUAUAUAUAAGUACAGUCACAACUGUAUCAUCUGCUAAACUUGUGAAAUACCCAACACACCUAUAGUUUUUUUAUAUAGUUGUUCCAAACAACAACCUUCACAUUCAGCGUAACUCUAGAACGUGAUUGGGUUUAAUCCGAUGAGUCUUGCCCUCAUUUUUGGUUUUGGUUCUAUGUUGUACAGUAUUUAAGUGCGACCAUGGCCAGUGUCCCCCCCUGCGUUUAGUAUGUAGCAGUGGUGCUGCUGUUUCUUUGAUAUUGUCGAGAGGUUGGUGCAUUUUAUUGAGACCCUUUCUUAAUCAAUCUUCCAGCUCCAACCGUGAUUCCGGGGAGCGUUGACUGAAUAUUGUGCUUUUGAACCUUUAUCGAUGAAGUGAUGCCACGUACAAAAUUGCAUGGUUUUGACUACAGAGAGUGACACACACACACGCGCGCACACACACACACACACACACACACACACACACACACACACACACACACACACACACACACACACACACACACACACACAAUAAUGUGUUAAUUAAUUCUGUGACUUUGCAUUGUUGUUUUUAUUUGAAGAUAUUUGGGAUUUGAGAACAACUUAGAAGAUCACUAGUUUGAAAUAUUUCUUGUCAAUGGACGGUGGAUUUUCUUUGAUUUCAUGUAAACGUAACCAGGAUUGUUUUCCAGAGCUGUGACGGAACCAGCAUCUUCGGUGCCCAGGCUCAAGGACUCCUGGGCAGCCACUGUGGGCAGGAGCUGGUGGUGGAUUCGUCCUCCGAAGCCGAGGCUGAUGCGAGCGCAUUGUUUAUCCAGAGGAUCUGAGCUGUUUGUUAGUCACCAUGUCUCACUCAGCAGCCCUGUAUGAGCAGGACAUGAUUAUGUGCAAAUGUGCAUGUAAAUAAAUGGACUUAUGAAUAAGAUUGGUACCAUGAUUAAAAUAGCUGUGUGUCGCUGAUGA